CGCUACGGGGCGAAGGCGACAGCCGUUCGAACGCUUCUCGGGGCUGCUGCGGCCGUCCUCCGAUCACUAGCCGGGUCAGCCGACCCUGGAGAAGUCCCACCUUCUUCUCGGAGGACAGACGACAGGAGUCCGUUGCCUGUCUGCUUGCCUGCCUACCUGCCAGGCAGUGCUCGCCGCGUAGUUCCAGUUGGGGAAACGUCAGCGAUGAAACUGACGAGGCGAUGCUCGCGGUCUUGAAUUAUCCAGCGUCGCGUCUUUUACAAUGCAGGUUUGAAGAAGCCCGGGACCCGCUCGGCGCCAGAAGGGUUAAAGAUGAUGAGGAAAAAGAGAAAGCGCGGAGGCCCGAUCGCCUGCUCAUGCAGCGGCCCCGACGCCGACGUCGCCCCACCGCUGGAGUCCCGAAGAGCUGCAUGGACGGGCAUGGGGAGAGCAGCCCCUUUCUGCGCCAUCGCCUCCGCCGCCAAGGCUGAGGAGCAGCAGCAGGAGCACCGUCGUCGUCCGCGACCCCCGUCGCGUCUGCCUGCCUUUCUCCUCUUCAGCCUGGGGCUGCUCCUACACACAGGUGAUUGCCAGCUGCAAACACCAUGUCGAAUCCAGAAGUGCACCACGGACUUUGUGUCGCUAACUUCUCACCUAAACUCUGCUGCUGAUGGCUUUGAUUUGGAAUUCUGCAAAGCUCUGCGUGCGUAUUCUGCCUGCACCUACCGCAAUUCCAAAGUUUGCCGUGGAAAUCUGGUCUAUCAUUCUGCUGUGUUGGGGAUCAGUGAUCUCAUGAGCCAGAGAAACUGCUCCAAGGAUGGUCCAACAUCCUCUACUAAUCCUGAAGUUACCCAUGACCCAUGUAAUUACAGUGGCCGCCAAGGAGUCAGAGAACUUCAUGGAGGAGAGAAAACCCCUCCUACUUACUUUUUCUGUGGCUUGUUUGGAGAUCCCCAUCUGCGGACCUUUAAGGAUCACUUUCAGACAUGCAAAGUGGAAGGGGCUUGGCCCCUGAUAGAUAACAACUACUUGUCAGUGCAAGUGACGAAUGUGCCUGUGGUCCCAAGAUCCAGUGCUACUGCAACAAAUAAGAUAACCAUUAUUUUUAAAUCUUACCAAGACUGCACAGAUCAGAAGGUGUACCAGGCAGUGACUGAUGAUUUGCCAGCUGCUUUUGUAGAUGGCACAACUAGCGGUGGUGAUGGCGACACCAAGAGCUUGCACAUUGUGGAGAGAGUCAGCGGCAAGUAUGUGGAAAUGCAUGCCAGGUACAUUGGGACCACUGUGUUUGUGCGCCAGGUUGGCCGUUACUUAACACUAGCCAUACGCAUGCCAGAAGAGCUAGCUAUGGCUUAUGAAGAGAGCCAGGACCUACAGCUCUGUGUGAAUGGGUGCCCUUCAAGCGAACGCAUUGAUGACAGCGGGCACCUCCCUUUGCCAGUGAUGGGGCAGUUCCUUCCUCCUGGUGCUUCAAGCCAGAGCCGGUCUGUGUACACACUGGAGAGUGCAACGACGAAAUGCCAUGAGAAGAUGCUGUUGAAAGACAUCUAUUUUUACUCUUGUGUAUUUGAUUUGCUCACCACCGGCGAUGCCAAUUUCACAGCCGCUGCCCAUAGUGCCUUGCAGGAUGUUGAGGCACUACACCCCAGGAAGGAGCGGUGGCACAUCUUCCCCAACAACAGGGGAAACAGUCAGGGGCAGGCCUUGUGUCUUAGUCUUGGACUUGUCUGCUUGAUGCUUGUUGUGUUUUUGUAGGGUUGUCUUGAUUUUUUGUUUGUUGAGAACAAAGGUUUUAAAAUAUAUAUUGUCAUAAUAUAUAGACUUAAAGAGUAUAUAUGUAUAUACCAUGUAUAUGAAGGGAUGCUUUAUUUGGUCCUGGGACGCUGAAGAGAUUGUACAUAUUGUGUUGCCAUUUUUUUAUGUAUGUUGGAUGUAAUAUUCUUUUUUUGAUUGUAAUACUUUUUUUUCUUUGCAGUUGGUGAGAUGUUUUAUAGUGUCCUUUCAUCAGGACCCAAUAGAAAGCACUUUAUUUUUUAUAUAUUAAAUAUUUAUGUGUAUCUAGGUAAUAUGUAAAGCAUAUAUCCACAUGUACAUAUAUCAUACCCAGUGCUCCCUCUUAAGUAUUACCUAGCUUAACUCAUGAUCUUCUGUGAUCCCUUUUCUCUCCUAUCUUUCUCAUUCCUUUUGGCCAGUUAAGACAACUCAAGAAGCUGGCUGGGAAGAUGGGUACAGGUCUGGGAUGAGCUGACUCUUCCUUUGGACCCUGGGCCAGUAGCCAGCCUUUGCUUCAUAGGAACAGAGAAAUAAUUUGCCAUGGGUCCUCACAAUUGGAACCUUCAGUGCUGCAUCUAAUUUAUUGCUGAUGCAGAUCAAUUUUGUCUUUAGUCUCCUGAGGACUGCGUUUUUUAUGUGGUAUUUUGUACUUGAGUAUUGAUGCACAAGUGCAAAAUGCACAUCUUGCAUCAGUUAUGAAGGGUGCGUAUGUAGAAAAUUGUGUCCUUAUCCCCUCCUUCCAAAUGUGUGCAAAUGGGACCCGAACUUAUUGAGGUUUUUGGGAUUCCAUCCCAAUAUAUAUUGAUUAUAUGGGUAUCUUCAAGAGGUUCGUAUUAUAUGUGUAUCCUAUGAUAGUGGUAGGCCUCUCCGGGUUGAACAUGGUUGAUUUACCCUACCCACCCUAGAAACCUUCAGUCUACUUAAACUAGCAGCAACUGCCAAAAAAAAAAAAAAUCUAAAGCUUGGAAAUAAACCUUUUAGCAUUCUGAUGUAGGUUUGUGUCUGAAAGGAGAGGCAGAAAAUAAGGAAACGCAGCAGUCUGGUUUGAAGAGCUUGCUGUGCUUUUCCCCAAAGAUGGGGAAGCUGUUGGGCUCCUGACUCCCAUCAGCUUUAGCCAGCAUGGCUAAUGUCAGGGAUGAUGGGAGAUGGAAUCCAACCACAUAUAAGGAGGACCACAGCUUCCCCAUCCCUGGGUUACAGCCUGCAUCACCCAGUGCAUUAUCUUGAUAAAAUGGGCUGCAGGCUGUGAACGCAUAUGCCACAAGAAAUCAGUCAAUCUUUUACAAUGCCACGAGGUUCUCCUUGCGUGUGCAUGUUUUGCAACAGUUGACUGUGGUUAGCCUUCUGGAAGCUACUGCAAUUAAAAUUAAGCAAGUUGCCAAAAACGGAUCAAGAAAUUAUGACCAGGCAACCCAAGCCUCCCCUAAGGAAGUGCUCCCGUUCCCUUCCUCAGACCUGCCCGAGACAAUGUCCUUGCUCCAAAUAUUUAUAUACUAGGGGCUAGGGGAUCAAAGUGGGGUAUGAAUGGGUGCUGUCUCCCUUCUUGGGACUUGUGCAGUGUUUAAAAAAAUGAGUGGAGAGUUAUUGGCAUCCUUGGAUCUAAAGCCCUCCUUUUUAGCUUCAGCCCCCAUCCCCAAAUUUAAAACAGGGCUUUUAUAUUGGCCUGCAUUUCAGGGCUCGUUAUGAAAUACUGAAAAACCAAACAAAUGCAUCAUCAUACUAGUUCACCUCAUGGUAACAUUGCUCACUUUUAGUGCUGGAACUGGAGGAAAUAUUUAUAUCCCCUUUUGCAAUACUGGAGAGAAUUGGAAAUGCUGUUUAAAUUUUUUUUGCGUAAGGUGAAAUUGCUGGCCAGUGUGUAAAUGAAUUUUAUUGAGGCUCAGAAUACUGUGCUGAAUUUGCUGUUUAGUCUUUUUUCCCCAUUACUUCAAUGAUUUAAAUCCUGCAUUUUUUUUUUAAGAAAGGCUGCCUUUUGUUGAUGGUUGGGGCAGCAUAGAAUUUGAAGCAAAACUUCCUUUUUCUCUCCCCUUGCCCCCUCUAUCUUGUAUGGAGAAAAACAUGAUGGUCUUAGAAUAGUUGAAGCUUACCAUGUUUGUGUGCCAAGUGGAAAGGUAUUUGUGGAAGAAGCCUGGUAGACAAGCCUAGAGUUGUAGCUGCAAUGUGAGCCCAUCGUAAACAACAGCUGUGUCCUAGCUAAUUUCCUGUGUUCCCAAGCCCCACGAGUGUGUAUGUACACUAAUAUCUAAAUCAUAAAGUUCAGAGAUAAGUAAUUCAGAAAUGUAAGUAUCUGGAGUGUUUUUUUUCCCUUCUCAUUUUCUUGUUUCUGCUGUGGGAUUUCUUGAGAAAAUGUUAUUUGCACAUGUUGGCCCUUGAAGUCCACCACAGUCAAGAGAGCUUUAGUUAAUGCCAAACAUAUGGAUAGUUUGAAGCGAGUGAGCGGUCUCUGGGGAAAACCUGCGCUUAGAGGGAACACUGGUUUUCACAGGCGCUCCAAAAGGCUGUCUCUCUUAGAAGGCUUCAAACUUAUUUUUAUGCUUGAAAGAUAAGAAAAACCCAGUGUGCCCAGUCUUUACAAAGCUCCUUUAGAUGUGGUUAAUGGAUAUACUGAUGAGUAUACAUUUGUGUUAAAAAAUAAAGAAAGCAAAGAGAGUGACUGUGCAGUGUAUAAAUAGUUUAAAUUAUUAUGAUAGAAGAAUAAAGCUACAUAUCAUGCUGUGGAA
Rhineura floridana is the source of this 4472-nucleotide messenger RNA. RefSeq names its product repulsive guidance molecule BMP co-receptor b (gene RGMB). Bases 313 to 1734 code for a protein of 473 amino acids. Gene Ontology annotation, biological process: BMP signaling pathway. The transcript is spliced from 5 exons. Gene Ontology annotation, cellular component: plasma membrane. Gene Ontology annotation, molecular function: coreceptor activity. Lineage: Eukaryota; Metazoa; Chordata; Lepidosauria; Squamata; Rhineuridae. The record is from RefSeq and is a predicted model, not a curated record.